This is a messenger RNA of Rhinocladiella mackenziei CBS 650.93, 957 nucleotides long. RefSeq lists its product as uncharacterized. The transcript is spliced from 2 exons. The coding region runs from base 1 to 957 and encodes 318 amino acids. The record is from RefSeq and is a predicted model, not a curated record. Lineage: Eukaryota; Fungi; Ascomycota; Eurotiomycetes; Chaetothyriales; Herpotrichiellaceae.
AUGCCGGAGCAAUCGACUUCCAAAAAGAGAGGUAGACCGUCGAAAUAUAAUAGCAAAGAAGAGAAGGCUCAAGCCGACGUACGGCGGAAACGGGAAAAACGACAACGACAAGCUGCGGAACGACGUACACGACAGAAUCAUCAAGUCGACCAUCAAGAAAUUCCGUCUCGACCGUGGUCACUUCCAUCGACGCUCGGUCAUGAACAUCCUUUUACCACUACGACGCUUUUGCCCUCGACCAGUCUUCCCCCUGUACCUGAGAACGACUGCGAACUUCAUGACGACCUAGAACUCUCGUCGCACCUUCCGCCUCCGACUCCCGUACUCGAAGAAACCGGCACCCUAUAUCACGAUAUAACUCGAUCGACUUCCUCGCCACUCCCUUCUCCUGUUGGUUCCAUUCUCGAUCAUGAAACUAUCGUGAUUGAGUCGGCACGUGAAAGCGGGGGAGAUCUCGAUCGAGUUGAACAUAUAGCUCGUCGAUUGACAGAUGACCUCAUUGAAUGUCGAGGUUGUUGUGCUCAUUGCCAUACUCUAAAAGAGGAGGAGCACCGUGCACAAUUCGAACAGCAUGUGAGCCUCGCUCAGUAUCUCGACUCGAUAACGAAUCGAUGUCCCGAUAUCCUCGGGACGGCACGUAUUGCGACACGUCAGGAUGAUCUGGCCCAUCAGGUCGAUGCGGAAACACGACGAGAGAUAUUCUCCGGUCGAACUUCCAGUGAGCCACCGCCCCAUUUAUGUCUCGAAGCGGAUGAACGGGUAUCGGGCUCGGCCGGGGUUCAUUUCGACAUCGAUAGUGUCACGGGGUUUCCGAGUAAUCUCGCGGUGGCUAAAGCGGGUAUUCGAUGGCAUCCGACUCAAAUGCCGAUUUCCGACCUUCGAUCGAGUCUUCAUCUCGAUCUACGUCCCUGCGCCGUCCGGUUCACCAAAUUCCGCACUACACUUUCGGUCGUCUAG